This is a messenger RNA of Aedes albopictus (Asian tiger mosquito), 2067 nucleotides long. Its product is annotated as vesicular integral-membrane protein VIP36. NCBI's taxonomy places the organism in Eukaryota, Metazoa, Arthropoda, Insecta, Diptera, Culicidae. The transcript has 6 exons. Bases 194 to 1195 code for a protein of 333 amino acids. Gene Ontology annotation, biological process: endoplasmic reticulum to Golgi vesicle-mediated transport. Gene Ontology annotation, cellular component: COPII-coated ER to Golgi transport vesicle; endoplasmic reticulum-Golgi intermediate compartment; Golgi membrane. The record is from RefSeq and is a predicted model, not a curated record. Gene Ontology annotation, molecular function: D-mannose binding.
AAAACUGUCAAAGGCAUCGCAGCGCAGAAAAAGACAAGCAAGAAGAGAAGCUGCUGCAAGUUCGCGAGAGGUGGUUAUGCGUUUUGUUGCAUUAUCAUUCAAAAAAAGCAAUUAGAAAAAAGUGUCCGAUCGGAAUUUGUGACCCGUGGAUAGUUCCUGCAACCGAACCGAUUCCUGCCAGCCCCUGCCUAGAAUGUUCUCCAGCGGAGGAAACCUGUCGGCGAUAGUGACAACGGCGGUUCUGCUGCUGAUAACCUUCGGCGUCCGGGAAAGUACCCAACAGCAGUACGAUGCAAACGAUUACAUGAAACGGGAGCACUCCCUGUUCAAACCGUACCAGGGCUCGGGGAUGACCAUUCCGUACUGGGACUUUUUCGGAUCGACCUUUGUAACCAAUAGCUAUAUCCGGCUGACGCCGGAUCUGCAGUCCAAGAGUGGGGCCAUCUGGAAUCAAGUGCCCUGUACUUCCAUCAACUGGGAAAUGCACGUAAACUUCAAAGUUCACGGUAAAGGCAAGGAUCUUUUCGGCGAUGGCUUCGCCAUUUGGUAUGCAAAGGACCGACUGCAGACGGGGCCGGUAUUUGGCAGUCGAGACAAUUUCCUAGGGUUGGCCAUCAUCCUGGACACGUAUAGCAAUCACAAUGGACCACACAAUCAUCAACAUCCGUAUAUUAGUGCGAUGGUGAACAACGGAAGUCUGUCGUACGAUCACGACCGAGAUGGAACUCAUACGCAGCUGGCGGGAUGCGAAGCCAAGUUCCGUAAUGUGGACUACGAUACGCUCAUUAGUAUCAGAUAUGAGAACGAUGUUCUGACAGUGUCCACCGACUUGGAGAACAAGAAUACCUGGAAGCAGUGCUUCCAGGUGACCGGCGUAAAGCUGCCCACCGGAUACUUUUUCGGCGUGUCGGCCACGACCGGCGAUCUGUCGGACAAUCACGAUCUGCUGGCCAUGAAAUUCUACGAACUGGAAGCCCCUUCCCUGCACGCAGAAGACCGCAGCCGUAUCAUCCCGUCGGCGGAAACGUUCGACGCCCCGCGGGAACACAAGGACGACCCCAAACAGGGCGGUAUGUCCAACGUGAAGAUCUUCUUCCUCAUCCUGCUGGUGAUGCUGAUCGUGGUGGUGCUGGUCGUCAUCGGAAUCAUGUUCUACCAGAAGCACCAGGAAAACUCCCGGAAGCGGUUCUACUGAGUGAGACCAGAGCCCAGAAGGAGAGAAGCACAGCAGCGAAGAGUCACCGAGGGAACAGCUUUAAAAUACCAAAAUUUCUACUGGUUUGUGUGCGGCGGUGGUGGUCGCUUCUGGCCGCGAUGGGGAAUUUCCGGACUUGGGUUAUGAGAAAGGGUAGAAGUUAGGCUGCGUAGUAGUAGAGUUAGGGAGCACACAACUGGAUUCGGGGGUUUCGAUAAACAUAUGGCCGAGAUUCCAACAGUUUCGUAAUUUAUAUAUCCAGAUGCAAGGCAGAAUUUUCUAAAAUCGUUCUACAUUGACAAAGUUGGUAAAGUUUUACCAACACAACGUUAAAAAAUUGUUGGAUUUCCAGCCAUUUGUUUAUUAAGUACGACGAUAAAAUAAGUGUGUAUAGUAAUAAAUUGAACGAGUGCAUUUUUUAACUAGGCAAACUAUAGCUAAAAACUGACAAGCAAGGAGAUGAUUUCAUCAAAACGUAAGAGUGCGGCUGGUGUCUGUUGAAGGACUACCCCGUUUGUCAUAAUUGAUUUCCAAUUAGCAAGUCAUAAUUAAAAACCAAUACAUCGUCGUCGUUUCUAUGUCCUUCCAAUAGCCCACAUUAAAGUGUAUAAAAUGGAACGAGCUCACCAAUAUCAUUCGAUAUAUUUUCGAACAGUAUCAUGAGAUAUUCAUGCGUAACUUGUCUGCUAUGCCAAAUGGAGCAGACCUUCUCGGACACAACAGAAAAAAACAGGUCAGGACCAAGAACAGCUUUCCCGUUCCGGAGCAGACAACUUCACUCUCUUGAGACGUACCUAUCUACCUACCUAAACAAACCUAGCUAAAGUAAUGUUAAGUCGUCGAACCUAGUCGAAGUAUGACUGGAACAAAUG